AUGACAAGUGAUAAACAUAGCAAUAAUUUUUUCAGUGAAUUUAAUAUUUAUAAUAAAAAGAAUGCAAAGAAAGUUGUUUAUAGAUAUUUUCAAAACAGAACUCCUAAACAGACAAAGUAUAUUACUUUAUCACUCCUAGUAUUUAGUGGGAUGUUUUUAUAUAUAACUAAUAAAGCUUAUGAUAGAAAUAUUUUUUAUUUAAACAAUGAAGUAUAUAAAAAGUUGAAUAAAAAUUAUGAUGCAUCAUCACCG
Messenger RNA from Plasmodium gaboni, 252 nucleotides. RefSeq lists its product as hypothetical. Lineage: Eukaryota; Apicomplexa; Aconoidasida; Haemosporida; Plasmodiidae. The annotation marks the transcript as partial. The transcript has a single exon. The record is from RefSeq and is a predicted model, not a curated record.